Monopterus albus (swamp eel) is the source of this 785-nucleotide messenger RNA. Its product is annotated as cyclin-dependent kinase inhibitor 1-like. NCBI's taxonomy places the organism in Eukaryota, Metazoa, Chordata, Actinopteri, Synbranchiformes, Synbranchidae. Gene Ontology annotation, molecular function: cyclin-dependent protein serine/threonine kinase inhibitor activity. Gene Ontology annotation, biological process: negative regulation of mitotic cell cycle; negative regulation of cyclin-dependent protein serine/threonine kinase activity. The transcript is spliced from 2 exons. Gene Ontology annotation, cellular component: nucleus. The record is from RefSeq and is a predicted model, not a curated record. The coding region runs from base 27 to 632 and encodes 201 amino acids.
CCUUUAAAUCUCCCUGCAGCUUUGGGAUGAUCAGAGCAGGCCACAAGGAGACAGCAACAAGAGCUGCCUCUUUAACCUUAGGAAGACUUUUCCAACCAAAACUUCACCCCUGCUAUUACAGUAGAAGAAUGGAUCCCACCAGGCGCAGAGAGCCGGUCUGCAGGAGUCUGUUUGGCGCUGUGGACCACGAACAGCUGCGCCGCGACUUGAAGCUGAAACUGAAGGAGAUCAGUGAGCAGGAUAUCCGCCGCUGGAACUUUAACUUCCAGACUGACACGCCGCUGCCUGGCAGGUUUCAGUGGGAGGAAAUCCCCGCACAUUGCGCUGCUGCUUUCUAUCAGAAGUCCGCACAGCUGAAGGACGCUGUCUGUUCGCCAAACACUGAGGAUGAUGACAAGUUGAGCGACAGUGAAGAAAGCGCAGGGACCGACCAGGAAAACUGCUCCCGCAUCUCCAACACCCACAAGUGUCCCGCUGAAGUGACGCCCUCCAAGCAGCCAGCCAAGCCCAGAAGCAACACGCCAAUUACUGAUUUAUUCGCAAAGAGAAGAAGGACAACAGAAACCAAGGGCACCCUGAAUCCUUUUCACACAAGUCCCACUGAAGCAGCUCUUUGUAAAACAAUAAGAUGAAUUUGCAACUGAAAACGCACUUUUUCUACAGAAACUUUCAUGGACUGGACCAAGGUCAUGCCCCAAAGGGAUUUUAUGUGUGCCUGAGAUGAAAUUCUACAAUUUUGUAUUAUUUAUUCUAUGUAUGGACAUUUUUAUUUAACUUAUUUACAU